This is a messenger RNA of Astrephomene gubernaculifera, 1034 nucleotides long. NCBI's taxonomy places the organism in Eukaryota, Viridiplantae, Chlorophyta, Chlorophyceae, Chlamydomonadales, Astrephomenaceae. The record is from the annotation of a GenBank genome assembly.
GGGAAAACAUAAUAGCGAAGUAUAAAGGCACACCCGCUUUACGAUCGUAGGCCACUUUUGAAGCCGUUGGCGAAAGGAGCCCUUGUGUAGUGCACCGAUAAUCCUGUUAUAACAUUCUUGGUAAGGGCCUUUGUUGUAAUCAACCAUGCCACCUCGUAAGAAAGCGCGACCGGCGGAACGCGCAGCGGAGAGGGCUGUAAAGAUAGAGGAGAAGGACCUUUCCCUAUCAACGUCUCAUGCCGGAACUCACAUCUAUGAUCUUGGAGACUGCCUACAUGUCGUGGCCAAGUAUCUUCCCCUCAACAGUUGCUUGCGGAGUCGGCUUGUCAGCACGACGUUUGCCGACGCCUUCGGCUGGGCCGUCCAGGAGCUGAUGCAGGUGGUGGCCUCCGACCCAGAUGCCGUACUGCGCGGCCUGGCCCGCUGCGGCUCCGUGUACCCCGCCGCCAACUCGCUCAUGCUGGUGCUGGACGGCUACGAGCACAUGCCCGGCAUGCAGGCGGUGGUGGAGCAGCUAAGGCUGCAGGGACCCGCGGGUCGGUACCAACAGCGGGGAGCCACCGAGACAGCAGCACCCGCAGCCGGCGUUACUUCAGGAGCGGAGCCGCAGGCCGCAGGUCCCGGACCCGGGGCGCGGGCUGCAGCAGCCGCCAUGCUAACCGAUUCCAACUGCCAGGCAUCGGCUGAGGCGGGCAACAACACCGGUAACAGCCCCGCUGCCGCCUCGGUGGGCGCUGGCGCGGACGGCAGUAGCAGUGACGGCAGCGGCAGUGGCGGCAGCAGUCCCCCAGCGGUCGGCCCCGUGGUGUGUCUGCCGCGUGUGACCCGGCUGGUUCUGCGCUGCAACACCGCCCGCAGUGAGACCGCCAAGGAGCGGCAGAAGUACAAGGAGCGGCACACGCGCGGACCUGCAGGUGGUCUGCUGCAGCUGCUGGGGCUGCCCCCGGGUCUCAUAGAGGCGCUACAGCAGCACCAACACCCCGAGGGGGGGCAGCAGGGCGGGGGACAGCAGGGGCAGCAGGGGCAGGAGGGGC